UGACUAGCCGUUGGGUUUUGAAAAGUGGUCUCCCCAGACAAAUACCCCAUUGUUUCAGUCCCUUCAGUGAGUGAUAGUAGUGUCACUGUUAAUUAGUGUAGUGGUGCUUGUGUACCCUAUCUUCUCUCACUUCCUCCGAUAUUAUUUCAUUACAUGCCCUUCUUCUUCUUCUUCUAGUGUUGUGGUUGUGGGGUUAGUGUGUGAUUGUGUUUGUUUGUUCUUCAACCAUGGUGAUUUCAAAUGAGAACACUUCCAAACCAAUCAACCCCACAAAUUUUCAAGGAGGGAUAGAUUGUGUGGGAAACAGAAAGAUGGGGCAGAACAGAAGGGCGUUGAGUGUUAUCAAUCAGAGUCUGGUGGCAGAAGGGAGACCUUACCCUUGUGUUGUUAACAAGAGGGCCUUGGCAGAAAAACACGAUGUUUGUGAGAAGAAGCAAGCGGAUCCGGUGCAUCGACCCAUCACAAGGAGGUUUGCUGCACAAAUUGCUAGCACACAGCAAAAUCGUGCUGAGGACACCAAAAAGUCAAACUUGGGAAAUUCAAAUUCGAAUGGAUUUGGGGAGAGUAUAUUUGUUGAUGAUGAACAUAAUAUGCCAACGGAUGACCAGCCAGUGCCCAUGUCUUUGGAACAGACAGAACCAAUGCAUAGUGAAUCAGAUCAGAUGGAGGAAGUUGAGAUGGAAGAUAUACUUGAAGAGACUGUUUUGGAUAUUGAUACCUGUGAUGCCAGUAAUCCUCUUGCAGUUGUGGACUAUAUUGAAGAUCUUUAUGCUUACUACAAAAAAACUGAGGGCACUAGCUGUGUCUCACCUAAUUAUAUGACACAACAAAUUGACAUUAAUGAAAGGAUGAGAGCUAUUCUUGUUGACUGGCUUAUUGAGGUGCACGACAAAUUUGACCUCAUGCACGAGACAUUGUUUCUCACGGUUAAUCUCAUAGAUAGAUUUUUGGCAAAGCAGUCAGUGGUAAGGAAGAAGCUUCAGUUGGUUGGUCUAGUUGCCAUGCUUUUGGCAUGCAAGUAUGAAGAAGUUUCGGUACCUGUGGUGGGGGAUCUAAUUCUCAUAUCAGACAAAGCAUACACAAGGAAAGAAGUUCUGGAAAUGGAGAAGUUGAUGGUCAACACAUUGCAGUUUAACAUGUCUGUGCCUACAGUAUAUGUUUUUAUUAAAAGAUUCCUAAAGGCAGCUCAAGCAGACAAAAAGCUUGAGCUAUUGGCUUUCUUCUUAGUAGAGCUAUGUCUAGUGGAAUAUGAUAUGCUGAAAUUCCCUCCAUCUCUGCUAGCAGCAGCUGCUGUCUAUACAGCUCAAUGCACCAUGUAUGGUGUCAAACAAUGGACUAAAACAUGUGAAUGGCACUCCAAUUACUCAGAAGAACAGCUAUUAGAGUGCUCUACACUAAUGGUUGAUAUUCAUAUGAAGGCUGGGAAUGGAAAACUUACUGGGGUACAUAGGAAGUACUGCUCAUCUAAAUUUAGCUAUACUGCAAAAUGUGAACCAGCACGUUUUCUUCUGGAGAACCCAUUGUAGCAGGCCAUGUAUAGCCGCCACUAACAUUAUGAUCAUACAUUUGACUUUCAUAAUUGGGGUCCCCUUUGGUUAAGAAUGCCACAUGUCAGCAACUUGGGUUGCACUUAUAUUGUUUCUCGAGGAUUAUGAAAUCCUCUGAUGUGUUGUUUUUUCGUAUUUGUGAUUCUACUUGUGUUAUUUUCCCUUUCUGUUUAUGUUCAAAGUGAACAGAACAUACUUCGUCUAUUUGAGUCUGUAUUUCUCUUGUUCCCAUUGAACAAAAUAAUGGAAACGAUGGCAUAGAUACAAUUUUUAUUCAUUUUCUGUUUA
Messenger RNA from Cajanus cajan (pigeon pea), 1835 nucleotides. RefSeq names its product G2/mitotic-specific cyclin-1. NCBI's taxonomy places the organism in Eukaryota, Viridiplantae, Streptophyta, Magnoliopsida, Fabales, Fabaceae. Gene Ontology annotation, biological process: mitotic cell cycle phase transition. The record is from RefSeq and is a predicted model, not a curated record. Gene Ontology annotation, molecular function: cyclin-dependent protein serine/threonine kinase regulator activity.